Molecule: messenger RNA, 582 nt
Organism: Dreissena polymorpha
Lineage: Eukaryota; Metazoa; Mollusca; Bivalvia; Myida; Dreissenidae
Product: sushi, von Willebrand factor type A, EGF and pentraxin domain-containing protein 1-like
Exons: 3
Coding region: 1-582 (193 amino acids)
Source: RefSeq, a predicted model, not a curated record
AUGUCUCAUGUUUUCACAGAUGCUGAAAGUUGCCAAAGUUCUCCGUGCAUCAACCAGGGAACGUGCACAAAUCUUAUCGCAGACUUUCACUUCGCUUGCGUACACGGAUUGUCGGGGAAAACAUAUGAGAAAGAUGUUCACCCACCUGUUGUUAACAAGUGCCCAUCUGAUAUUCGAGUGAACGCAACAGAAAAGACGCAUCUUGUUUCGUGGACCAAGCCUAUCUUUAGCGACCCCAAGGGAACAGAAUUGCUGCUGUUAUCCAACUAUGAGACUCCCAGCUACACAUUUCCUUGGGGCGACUUCACAAUCAAGUACUCUGCCACGAAGCUCAAGAACGGACUGCAAAACAUGUGUGUCUUCAACAUCUCAGUAAAACCAACACCGUGUGAUCCACUUCCAGUACCUAAACACGGGGCAAUUCUCUGUAACGAUUGGAGCACUGACUACGGUCAAGUUUGCUUGCUUGUCUGCAUGCGGACGUAUUCGCCAAGUCCCCCGGGAAAACUGGGCUCUUGGAAGAUCUGCGGGGACGAUGGAAGAUGGUCUCAAACGCCGUCUGACUGCGGACGUAAUUUAUAA